Molecule: messenger RNA, 11054 nt
Organism: Phycodurus eques (leafy seadragon)
Lineage: Eukaryota; Metazoa; Chordata; Actinopteri; Syngnathiformes; Syngnathidae
Gene: cacna1bb
Product: calcium channel, voltage-dependent, N type, alpha 1B subunit, b
Exons: 49
Coding region: 66-7304 (2412 amino acids)
Biological process (GO): chemical synaptic transmission; calcium ion import across plasma membrane
Cellular component (GO): voltage-gated calcium channel complex; neuronal cell body; membrane
Molecular function (GO): high voltage-gated calcium channel activity
Source: RefSeq, a predicted model, not a curated record
CGUUCGAGCCAGAGGAGCCUUCAUGGAAACACUGUGAGACCAACACUACUAAGUAUGACACAGUUAUGCACUUGGAUGGAGCAAGCAGAGUGCGGACCAGCGAUGGUUUGUGUCAGAUUGUCCAGAAGCAUGAGAUGGAGACAAGCACACAGUGGCCCGGAAGAAUGGCUCGUUUCACUGAAGAUCUCCCCAGCCGCUAUGGAGGGGGCACCGGCGGCGGAGGAGGAGGGAGAGGAGCGCCGGGUGCGGGGAGAGGAGGUGCCCGCGGUGGAGGCGCUCCGGGCGGCCAGAGGAUGUACAAGCAGUCGAUGGCCCAGAGAGCCCGGACAAUGGCUAUUUACAACCCCAACCCCGUGAAGCAAAACUGCUUGACUGUCAACCGCUCCCUCUUCAUCUUCCGGGAGGACAACCUGAUCAGGAAGUAUGCCAAACGUAUAACAGAGUGGCCUCCCUUUGAAUACAUGAUCCUGGCUACAAUCAUCGCCAACUGCAUCGUCUUGGCCCUGGAGCAACAUCUACCGGCCAGCGACAAGACGCCCAUGUCAGAGCGCCUGGACGACACAGAGCCCUACUUUAUUGGAAUAUUCUGUUUUGAGGCAGCCAUUAAGAUCAUCGCCCUGGGCUUUGCAUUCCACAAAGGCUCCUACCUCCGUAACGGAUGGAAUGUAAUGGACUUCGUGGUCGUUCUCACCGGGAUCCUGGCAAAAGUGGGCUCCGACUUCGACCUGCGAACACUGCGGGCUGUGAGAGUGCUGCGACCCCUCAAACUAGUGUCAGGGAUCCCCAGCCUUCAAGUGGUGUUGAAGUCUAUAAUGAAAGCCAUGGUGCCCCUGCUUCAGAUCGGCCUGCUGCUUUUCUUUGCCAUUGUCAUGUUUGCCAUCAUCGGUGUGGAGUUUUACAUGGGCAAAUUCCACACCACCUGCUUCAACAUUGACACCGGUGAAAAAGCAGCAGAAUGGCCUUGUGGUUUGGAGCCCCCAGCCAGGUUGUGUCCAAACGGGACCCAGUGCAGAGAAUACUGGACCGGACCCAAUUUUGGCAUUACCAACUUCGACAACAUCCUAUUUGCCGUGCUUACGGUGUUCCAGUGCAUCACUAUGGAGGGCUGGGUGGACAUCCUCUACAGCACCAACGAUGUAGGAGGAAACACAUGGAAUUGGCUCUACUUCAUACCUCUCAUCAUCAUUGGCUCUUUCUUCAUGCUUAACUUGGUGCUUGGUGUCCUAUCUGGGGAGUUUGCCAAAGAGAGAGAGCGUGUGGAGAAGAGGCAGGAGUUCCUGAAGCUUCGACGGCAGCAACAAAUUGAGAGAGAGCUCACCGGAUACCUAGAAUGGAUCUGCAAAGCCGAGGAGGUGUUGCUGGAAGAGGAAGAUGAGAUUGCAGAGGAGAAGUCACCGCUGGAUGGUGCGUGGUACAAGAGGAAACAAAAUCUGCCAGUCCUGAAACGAAGCAAAAACAAGAAGGGUAAAAAUGACCUGAUCGGUGCUGAGGAAGGGGAAGAUCCAUUUGUGGACAUCUCCUCUGUUGCUCCUCCCGGUUCUCCUUUUGGUCGGGCCAGUGUGAAAAGCAGCACUAAGAUGGACAGCUCUUCUUACUUUCGUCGUAAGGAGAAGAGGAUUCGUUUCUUUAUCCGGCGGAUGGUAAAAGCACAGAGCUUCUACUGGAUCGUUCUGUGUCUGGUGGGCCUGAACACUCUGUGUGUGGCCAUAGUCCACUAUGAUCAACCUGAGUGGCUUACAACAGCCCUAUACACAACAGAAUUUGUAUUCCUGGGUUUGUUUCUCACGGAGAUGACCUUGAAGAUGUAUGGCCUUGGACCAAGGAAUUAUUUCCACUCCUCCUUUAAUUGCUUUGAUUUUGGGGUUAUUGUGGGAAGUAUUUUUGAGGUUAUCUGGGACAUGAUCAAACCCGGAGCAUCAUUUGGUAUCAGUGUGCUGAGAGCCCUAAGACUGCUAAGGAUCUUCAAAGUCACUAAGUACUGGAACUCCCUGAGGAACCUUGUGGUUUCCCUCCUUAAUUCCAUGAAGUCAAUCAUCAGUUUGCUUUUCCUCCUUUUCCUGUUCAUCGUUGUCUUCGCUCUGCUGGGCAUGCAGCUCUUUGGAGGACAAUUUAACUUUGAGGAUGAAACACCAACAACAAACUUCGAUACCUUCCCAGCAGCCAUCCUCACUGUGUUUCAGAUUUUAACUGGGGAGGACUGGAACGCUGUGAUGUACCAUGGCAUCGAGUCACAAGGAGGUGUCCGCCGUGGGAUGUUCUCUUCCGUCUACUUCAUUGUCCUUACACUUUUUGGAAACUACACCCUACUGAAUGUCUUUUUGGCCAUCGCGGUUGAUAAUCUUGCAAAUGCGCAGGAACUAACUAAGGACGAAGAAGAACAGGAGGAGGCAGCCAAUAAGAAGCUUGCUCUGCAGAAGGCUUUGGAGGUGAAGGAAGUCAGUCCCAUGUCAGCAGCCAACAUCUCAAUAGCUGCUUUUGUAAAGCAAAAUCGAGAUGCACUCUCUCGCAGGUCGUCCAUCAACAGCAUUCAGUCACUCAAGGAGCAGCAACGAGCAGCCAAGACCAUGUCAGUAUGGGAGCAGAGGACCAACCAACUGAGGAGACACAACAUGAGAGGGAGCAGCGAGGCUUUGUUUAAUGAGCUUGACCCAGAGGAGCGCCUACGACUGUCCUCCGUUCUCAAUCUCCAUCCCGACAUGAAGACUCACCUGGACAGGCCCCUUGUGGUGGAGUCCAAGAAUAGCGACCUUCCUAACAGACCUCCUGAGGAAGGACAGCAAGACAGCACAGGAGACAACUUCCAUUCGCACACCAGGAAGCACCACCGCCAUCGGGACAGGAACGGUGAGGGCAGGGAUGGAGGUGAUGGCCGUGCAACGAGGCAUCACACCCAUCACAGCCGGAGCAAAGAUCACAAUAGCAACGGGGCUCAGACUAAAGAGAGGAGAGGGGAGAGUAGCCACAGUCGAGAUGAGGGGCAGAGACGCAGGCGGCAUCAUCCCACAGGCUCUCCUGAAGAGGAGCUCUCUGAUGUACGAGGGGGAGGAGAAGAAAGAGGGCAUCGCCAUCACCACUCACAUCGUACACCAAAAGAGGGAAAUGGGACAUUAGCGAAUGGUGCCCAUGGAGAGCGCAGGGGCCGGGGAAGAGGAGGGGAAAGUAAUGGAGAAAGAAAAGGACGUUGCUCUCGAAUGGUCAGAGCGCAGUCGACUCUGGAUGGAGAUGAAAGCAAAAAGUGCAAGAAAGGUCAUAGGGAGAUGCAGUCUGAUGGUGAGGAAGAGGGUCUUGCCACCAGUCCACUGAGUCUUGGAGACAAGCAAGAGGACGCCGACAACCAAAAGAAUUCCACAAGAGCCAGCCAGGCCGGCCUUAACAGCAACGCCAUUCACAUCCCUGUCACCAUAACUGCCCCACCUGGAGAGACCACCAUUAUACCCAUGAACAUUGACUCCGGCAACUUCGGUGUCAACGAGGAAAAGAAAGCUCUGGAAGAGGACGAUGCUGUCAGUAGGCCUCGGCAGAUCCUCCCCUAUAGUUCCAUGUUCAUCUUUGGACAAACAAACCCGGUGCGGCGGCUAUGUCACUAUGUGGUCAACCUACGCUACUUUGAAAUGUGCAUCCUGAUGGUCAUUACCAUGAGCAGCAUUGCCCUGGCAGCUGAGGAUCCUGUGCAGUCAAAUGCACCGCGUAACAAUGUCCUCAAGUAUCUGGAUUAUGUCUUCACUGGAGUGUUUACUUUUGAGAUGGUGAUUAAGAUGAUUGACUUAGGACUGCUCCUCCACCCUGGCUCCUAUUUUCGUGACCUAUGGAACAUUCUUGACUUCAUUGUGGUCAGUGGCGCUCUUGUGGCAUUCGCCUGCUCGGGGACAAAAGGCAAGGACAUCAACACCAUUAAGUCCCUGAGGGUCCUCAGAGUCUUGCGGCCGCUCAAAACCAUUAAACGUCUGCCCAAACUUAAGGCUGUGUUCGACUGUGUUGUGAAUUCCCUGAAGAAUGUUCUCAACAUCCUCAUCGUCUACAUCCUCUUUAUGUUCAUCUUUGCGGUUAUAGCUGUGCAGCUUUUUAAAGGCAAAUUCUUCUACUGCACUGAUGAGUCUAAAGGUCUAGAGAAAGACUGCAGGGGUCAAUUUCUGGACUAUGACAAAGUGGAACGCGGACGUGACGUAGAAGCUCAGCCCAGAGAGUGGAAGAAAUAUGAGUUCCACUACGAUAACGUUCUUUGGGCCUUCUUAACACUAUUCACCGUCUCCACAGGAGAGGGCUGGCCUCUGGUUCUGAAGCACUCAGUGGAUGCCACGUAUGAGGACCAGGGCCCCAGCCCGGGCUUCCGCAUGGAGACAUCCAUCUUCUAUGUGGUGUACUUUGUGGUGUUCCCUUUCUUCUUCGUCAACAUAUUUGUGGCUUUGAUUAUCAUCACCUUCCAGGAGCAGGGAGACAAAGCCAUGUCUGAGUGUAGCCUGGAAAAGAAUGAGAGGGCUUGCAUUGACUUCGCCAUAAAUGCUAAGCCGCUGACAAGAUACAUGCCGGAGAACAAGCAAUCCUUCCAGUAUAAGAUGUGGAAAUUUGUGGUGUCGCCUCCAUUCGAAUAUGCUAUUAUGACUUUAAUUGCCCUCAACACUGUGGUGUUGAUGAUGAAGUUUUAUGGAGCACCAGACCUAUACGAGUCCAUGCUGAAAUACUUGAACAUCGUCUUCACUGCACUCUUCACUCUGGAGUGCAUCCUUAAGAUUAUUGCCUUUGGUCCACUGAAUUACCUGAAAGCAGCCUGGAAUGUGUUUGACUUUGUGACAGUGCUGGGAAGCAUAACAGACAUCCUGGUGACAGAGAUUAAGGACAAGAUGAUUAACCUGAGCUUCCUUAGGCUGUUCAGAGCGGCUCGGCUCAUCAAACUGCUACGACAGGGCUACACCAUUCGCAUUUUGUUGUGGACGUUCGUUCAGUCUUUCAAGGCCCUGCCAUAUGUUUGCCUGCUCAUUGCAAUGCUCUUCUUCAUCUAUGCCAUCAUCGGGAUGCAGGUAUUUGGUAACAUUGAGCUGAAUGAGGAGACUGCAAUAAAUCACCACAACAACUUCCAGACCUUUUUCCAGGCUUUAACACUUCUCUUCAGGAGUGCCACAGGUGAAGCGUGGCAUGAGAUCAUGCUUUCAUGUCUCAGUAAUCGGUCAUGUGACCAACUCUCAGGAACUACAGGGAAGGAGUGCGGAAGUGACUUUGCGUACUUCUACUUUGUCUCCUUCAUUUUCCUCUGCUCCUUCUUGAUGCUAAAUCUAUUUGUUGCGGUCAUCAUGGACAACUUUGAGUAUCUGACCAGGGAUGCUUCCAUCUUGGGUCCUCAUCACCUCGAUGAGUUCAUUCGUGUAUGGGCAGAGUAUGACCCUGCUGCAUGCGGAAGGAUAUGCUAUCAAGAUAUGUAUAAAUUGUUGCGUUUUAUCUCGCCUCCCCUGGGUCUGGGGAAGAAGUGCCCAAACAGGGUGGCCUAUAAGCGUUUGGUAAGGAUGAACAUGCCUAUUGCUGAUGACAACACAGUGCAUUUCACCUCCACACUAAUGGCCCUGAUUCGCACAGCCCUUGAGAUCAAGCUGGCAUCUGGAGUCUUGGCGCAACAUCUAUGUGAUAUUGACCUGAAAAGAGAAUUAAACAGAGUUUGGCCCAGCUUGUCGCAGAAGACUGUUGACCUGCUGGUGACGCCACAUAAAUACAAUGAGCUGACCGUGGGGAAAGUGUAUGCAGCUCACAUGAUCUUUGACUACUAUAAGCAGAAUCGUGCCAAGAGACUCCAGCAGCAGCAUCCUUCAGGAGGAGUUCAGAGUAAACUGGGGGCGUUGUUUCGUCCUAUUCUUCCCCUUGGUCAUAUCAAGGAAGUAGAGCCCCCGAUACCCAGUCCUAAAAUGCUAUUGCCUCUACACCCUGAGUCAGAAGCAAAGACGUCACCUCUUCUACCUGUCACAACCACUGCCACCACCUCAGUAAACAAGGACACAGUUUUUGACCAGAAGAGUUCCAUAAAACAUUCCCAAUCUGGAGAUGUUUGUCAGGCAGCGCUGAGACCCAAAGGGCGCAGGAAACUACAGAGAGGCCAGUCAGAAGAUGUGCAGUGUUCCCUAAGGCCUCAGGAAGUGGUUGAAAUGAAGCCGGUUGAAAACAUCUCAGACACAGAGAUAUACCCCGCCCUGGAAGACCACGGCAGAGCAGCUUCUUUGCCUCGACUCAAUGCAGAGUACUACCGGAGCCACCCUCGCCACGCCCCUGGGACCCACCUGGCACCAAUUAUUGACCUCAGUCCCAUAAGACGCUCAGCUUCCUCGCUGACCCCACAGCACAACCAGGAGUUCGUUCUUAAGGACUACAACCUGAUACGACCGGGGCAGAAUCAAUCAUCAGCAGGGUCCGGACCAGCCCAAGGCCAGGACCGAGUCCAUCACCAUCAUCACCACCACCGCUGCCACAGACGCAGGGACAAGGACAAAGACAAAAAGCAGAAAUCCCUGGAUAGAGCUACAUCAGUGAAGCCGCCGAGUACUGUUGACUCAUUCACAGACCCCUCAGCUGAAGGUAUGUCUAGAGAACGAGCUAGAGAGCGAGAUCGCAGUCGCCCGCACGAGAGAAGGCAUCACUCCUCUGCAGGGGAGAAGCAACGGUACUACUCCUGUGAGCGUUAUGGCUCCAGGGAGAGAAGCCAUGCCAAGUCAGCCGGUCCAAGCCGAUCCACAUCUCCAGGAGAGGGACAAGACACUGCUGUCCUUAGACAACAUGGUAGCACUGGGGGUAAACCCGCCCCCUCUGGUUCAAGCACACCAGGUCGUGGUCGCAGGCAGCUUCCCCAAACACCCCUGACUCCUCGUCCUGCCGUUGCCUACAAGACUGCAAACUCCUCCCCUCUCUCUUCUGCUGCCAGUACCACUAUAGCUGGACAGCACACUCGUGUCAGCCGUGGCCUUUCAGAACACGAGCGCUUGCAUGGGGACAAUGACCGCUCCCCGAUACCGGUCACCUGCAUUGGUUCUGACCCAAAUUUAGACCGGCAUCAGCAGGGAACCUCUCAACAAGCGUUUAUUGAAGAAACAGAGGACUUCCAGGAUGCUGUUAGCAGCCAAGUAUUGUCACACUCUGCCCGAGCCGGUGCCUCUGCAACCACCUCAUCUUCCCAUGGUACUGCUGCUGCUGUGCCCGUCACAGCAGCAGCCACACAAGGGCGUACAGAUGUGGUACCUAACGGGUACCACUUCACCUUUGGGGGAAACUCUGUAUCAAACAGCAGAGGAACAGGAAGCCUCAGGGAGAGAGAGGAUGAGGACUGGUGCUAGCAUGCAAGGAUACUUGAAAGGUUUUUUUCCGAUGCACUGUUGAAGGAGCAACUUGCAAGUGUUGCUUAUGUCAGAUCGCGUGAGCUGGUCAAAGGGGAAAGUGGAAAACUAGUCAGUUGAAAGUUCUGUCAAAGGGUUGUGUUGCAGUGUUCUAGUGCUGCUCUCCUUCAUACACAAAAAGCUGUCGAAGGAAGCAGAAUGCUGACUUUUCUUUUUACCCCUUUUCAAACCCUUGCACCAAAAUGCUUUUGAAGACCCUUCAGUAUUUUGCCUUGGCCAGUGUUGUUGAAGACUGAAACCCAAAAUCUUGAAGUACUAUGUUUUAGACUCAUCUGAAUGCCUCACUCUUGAGAUACUUGGAUGCUUUAUUUUGUCUUGACAUGCAGGUCAGGGGUUUCGAUGUAACAUGCUAGCACCAAAACAUCUGACUGAAGGGUCAUCAUUGACCAAGAUGAUUUUCUGUCGGUCUAGGAACUUUUCUGAUUCACUCAAAGAUCAACAAGUGUCACUUUGAGGCAAAAGAAACAAACAAGAGCCAUUUUCAUGGUCAAACUUUGUUCAAAUUGGGGGGAGCACACAGGGACUAGGACAACAAUUUUACUGCAACAUGUGGCCGAAUACUAAGUGCCUCAUUUUACAAGAUGUGAGUAGGAGUCUGGCUUCUUGAGUGGGUGGUCUGUGUUUAACACACAGUCAAGCAUGUAAGUCUGUACACAGCUGAGAGAAACGGGACAACAUAAAGCUGUUUAAAUCUGUCGUAAUAGUCUAAAAAAAAUAAUAAUAAAAUUAAAAAAUUAAGUAAAAAAACUAAAAAUAACAUUUUUAUAUACUGAGUCUUGUAGUUGGUGAAUCCAAAUUAAAGAUCCAAAGUCACCAAUGUAGUGCAUGCCGAGGUCUUGAACAUGUCAAAAAAUUGUGUCUGUGCUUUAUAAAUUUAAGGGUGCGUGCUAAGCAUUUGCCUUUUUCUUAAAACACACUGCCAGUCCAUUGGUAAGAAACAGAUGGUCUCUCAAAGGACAAAAGUGCCAUUUUUGAAAUAUCAAACUAUAACUCACGUCAGAAACAAAUGUCCUCCAACAGAAGUGAUGAUAUUGAAGUAUGCACAUACUUUUUUGUGUGUGUUCUGGCUCGAAGAAAAAACUGUUUGAUUUGUUGUUUUAGUCAUCAUCCCUUUUCUUAAUACUUCUCUAUCAUGCCCACAGGAUGGACAAAAGAGAGGAAUACAGAAAUAACUUCCACACAAUUCGUACAACUAAACAAUUGUGCUUUAAAGUCACAUAGUAUUUAAAUAUCUAAAGCAGGGGUGAGCAACAUGGUGCCCACAGACACCAGGUAGCCCCCAAGGACCAUGAGUAGUUCGGAGGCCUGUUCUAAGAAUACCUCACCAAUGAUGGGAUGUGUGACGAUUUGCUAGGAGUGUUGUAGAAGUGAUCGUUCUUUUGCAGAGAUUUAUAGAAAUAAAUUGUUGCAUAUUGAUAUUUAUCUGUUUCCUACCUUGUUAAAUCAUUCUUGAUAAUUGUGAAAAAUCAUUAACAUGUAAUUUAAGCAGAUUUGUCAUUUCAGAAGUGUAUAUCAAACUGGCAGCCAUUCACAUUAAUCAGUAUCCAAGAAGUAGCUUUCAGUUUCAAAAAGACCCCUGAUCUAGUGAAAUGACCACUUUUUAAGAACUGAUGAACUAAACAUACCAAAGACUACUUUAAAAAUGGAAUACAUUAAAUUGAGGUUUUUCACACAUUGACCUUAAUUCAGUACUAUUUAAAAGCCUUGAAAGCGUUCCACUGACGCACUGUGGCGACCCCUAUAGGGACAAGCCGAAAGGAAAAGAAGAAAGCGUUCCUCUCCCUCCGAUGUGAAGUGCAUCUUCUUCAUGGGUUUUCUCGGGGUACUUGGGCUUCCUCCCCAAUUCCAAAAACACGCAUCUUAGUUUAAUUGAAGAGAAUGAGUGACUGGUGACCAGGCCAGGCUGUUCUCCACCUCUCACCCAAAGUCAGUUGGGAUAGGCUCCAGCUCACCCGCAAACCUAAUGAGGGACAAGUGCUAUAUAAAAUGGAUGGAUUGCUGAAUUAUUAGGCCUCUCUCUUCCUGGUUCACUCCGUUUGUAUCCCACAGGUCAACAACAUUUUCUUUUGUGAUCUGGAUUUUGCAUUGCCACUAUUCGAUUGAUUUUGUGAUUGAGGGCAUCUGUGGCCCACUUCUUUGCAUUCCUUAUUUUUGCCACAUAAACUCUAAAUCUGUUGGGUUUCCUUACUCUUCACUUUCCCCUGAAACUGCAGUGAGUGAGUACUGAUGCAUGUCUGUCCAGACCUUGAACAAAGAUCAGAACCAGUGUCUUUGUGGAAAUUCACAGACAAAAUAGUUUCCAAAUUCUUUUAAAAAAGACUACUGUGUCCGCAUGUGCAUCAAUGUGGGCUGAUUAUGUUGCAUGCAUGCAAACCUUCUGCAAAUCUCUCCAUCCCUACCUUGCAAUGACUGUUGUUCAUCUCUAAGUUGUCAUUAUGGUUAUGUUAACAUUGGAUGAUGGAUUUUUAUCUGUUCCUCUUUCUUUACUGUCACAUUUAUAUAUAUGGUAUCUGGUCUAGAAUCACCACCCAGAUCUCAGGGUAUAUCAGGCACUUGAAAGCUCAGUUAGUCACAAUGAAAGCCUAAGAAAAAAAUAGUGAGCCAACACACAACACGUAAGUUAUUUGCCUCAAUGCAUCACUCGGUAACUGUUAGUAUGACACAAUAAUAGGGAUGUAUAUCACAGAAAGACCUUAAUCCUUUACUUAAAUAUCACUCUCCCACGAAUGGAUGAGUUCCUGGCCCAGGCUCAUCAUAUUAAUGAUUUGUUGUUCAAUAAACGUUUCUGGGGCUACAAACAAUAAUUUUUCAAGAUAUUAUGGUUGCCCAGAUGAGGCAUGGGGGGCUUCAUAAAUGAAAUCAUGUUCAAAUAUGGAAAAUGUAUCUUUCUGAGCAAUCAGGCAGACUGCCACAACCCCAUCAGAUCAAACAGUGGGAUGGGCCACGUUAGUUUUGUAUGUUUAAUUUGAAUUGAAUUGAGUUCUUUAUUUUGAACAUUUGAAACAAAAAAAAAAAGUAUUUUGAACAUUUGAAACAAACAAAAAAGUAACAGAAAAACAACAAAACAAGAUUUGAAGACAAAAAUAAAAGAUAAAGUUAAAUCACACAUAUUCGAACAGGAGUAGGAAGAAGUUUUCUCCUACUCCUAGUUGGAAAGAUAUCCCUAAUUAAAUAUGGGCACAUGCAUCACAAAGGACUUUUGGAUUUGAUUUUUUCCCCCAAAUCUUGAGGUGUGUAGUAAGUUGUCAUAUAAACACAGAAGAAAGAUAAAUGGGAGCGCCCAAACCAUCCUUCAUUUUUGUAUGUGAGCUACUAUGUUGAGCAAAGCAACACUACAGUAUACACUGUUGGAGAAUUAACAAUGGAUGUGUUUAUAGUGAGAAAUCACGAGAAAAUUAUUUAUUUGGAUUGUGGUAUUACAUUUUACAGUGUCCUCACCUCACCGUCAGAAACCAUUCUCAUACAUUCCCAACUGUGUUUGGAGUUUGGCGAGUUGGAAACGCUCGUGUCAUUCUUAAAUCGACUGGCCAUCAGCCACUUUGACUCCAAGGAUGUGUUGGAUUUGUGUUUCAAAAAUAGACAAUAUUUCGAACCUUGAUCAGGGUGUCCGAUGUCUUCAGUCAACGUUUUCUAUGGCCUCCCAUUGGACAUUUCCUGUUUGCAUGUUCUGAAAAGAAAUGUGCAUGUGCA